UCAAAACAGUGCUGAUUUAUUCAAAGGAUCACAGAAGAACCUGGACUGCUUCCUGUUUGUGAAGAGGAGGAGGAGGCGGCUGGAGGAGAUGAAUUCCUCAUGAAGGAGCAGUAAAGAUCACAGAUACAUGUGGAGGUUGCUGGGAGCCAGGAAGUCUCAGGUCAAACUGAGGAAGAGGUCUGUGAGGAGGAGGAGGAGAAAUCUGCUGAAGAGCCAGCAGAGAUCACCAGUCUAGACCAGGACCCAGAGCACCAGACUCCAAAUUCAAGGCUUGAAAAUGAUAUAAUAUUACUACGCAACACAUUUUUGAGUGUAUGGUGAAUCUUUGUUGAGAUUUUUUCUCGCUUUGAUUAUUUUUUGGCAGAGGUUUGUCUGCGAAGUUCAGGAUGUGGAAUACUCUAAGUCUUCGAGUCUUGUCUGUUGAAGGACUCUCAGACCAACAUGCUCAAAAGAGGCGUGUUCAAGUCCUCGAUCAAGCCGGUGAAGUGCCGUCGUGGUCUGCAGGAGGCCGACUUCCUGGACCUGCUGAGGGCCACCUUCCCUCAGCUGAGAGGAGGGUUUUCAUACCUUCACAACUGGCACAACGAAGAAACUGACCCCACUGAAACUAAAGAAACUGACACCAGAGGAGAUCUACAGGUCCAUCAAGUGCACGGGGAAAGGAAGAUCAGCCCUGUAUGUCCGAGUAAAGGCAUCAAAGAAAUCCUUGAAGAGGAAGGAGCGUUCUCCUCCUCCUCCACAGACAGAAGACAAAGCCACCAGUGACUCCCUGUCUACGUCUGCGACACUGACCAGAGAUGAUGAAAGUGGGCCACGUUCAACAUGAGUCAGCAUAGACACCGUCCUUCCUUUUCCGGUUCCCACAGCCGUCCUGCAGAAAUCACCGUCAGACAAUUCUAAUGCCACUUCUCCAGUGAUGAGGUGGAAGAGGGCGACAGAGAUGGCGACAGGAAACCAGAGAGGGAUGAAGAGGAUCUGAGUGAAAAUGAAAUUCAAGAAAGAAAUUCGUCAAACGCGACGAGGAAACGACAAGUCAAGUUUCACACAUCACGACAAUGAGAAGGAAACGAUCCAGUCGUCUCCAAAGCAGACGAAUGGUAGCAGGGAUGCUACUGUUUCCUGUAAAGUGUGCGGAGCUGUGCACGGGUCAGUCAACAUUUUGAUUAAACACUCCUGGAGCCAUGUGGUCGAUCCACAGGGGUAGUGUGGAGUUUGUGGAGAACGUUCAGAAUCGACAGAGGAACUGAGGAGUCGCCUUCAGAGUCACCUGAAAACUCACAGCUGUAACAUCUGUGGAAAGUCUUUUCAUCACUGUUGUUGGUCGAAGUAGGCACACUAAUCUGCGCACAGGAGAGAAACCAUACAAAUGUGAUAUCUGUCAUAAAGCAUAUACCAGUAAGUCUGGUUUGACGAAUCACCACUGGUACCACGUGGAGGACAAGCCACACAAAUGUGAUGAUUGUCCUCAGUCUUUUGGCCACAAACAGCAGCUGAGGAUCCACAGCAGGAGCCACACAGUCGGACAGCAUUUGUGGCCGCACCGGCGCCAAACUUCGCGUGUUUCCACCAGUGGCAGCGGUGGGGGUGCUGACGUGGACCUGCAGUAACAACAUGGAACUCGGGGGGGCCUUGAGUCUGUCUCGAAGGGAGCUCCUGAGAGGAGUCAUUGCCGAGAAGCUGACAGCCGCUGCCCAGGAGAUCUUUGCAGCUGUGGAGAAAACCGUAGCCCAGUACGAGGAGGCGGCGUCGGGCUACAGGAAGGAGAUCGACCGGCAGAGGAAGCAGCUGGAGGGAGCUCCGCUUGAGGUUAAAGUGGAGACAACAGUGUUUAAGAAGUACCGAGCACGGGAGCUGCGGUGUCCUUGUGGUCUGCAGGAGGCGGAGUUCCUGGACCUGCUGAGGUCCACCUUCCCUCAGCUGGCUCCUGACAAACCUUUUGACGUCUUCAUAACUGAUCACAGCAGGAAACUCCAGCCUCUGAAAGCAGAGACGCUGACACCAGAGGAGAUCUACAGGACCAUCAGUUCCGCUGGGUAUUCGUCCCUCUACAUCCAUCUGAAGAAACUCCAGGCCAGUGAGGAAGAUCUUGUUCUCCUGAAGAGAAGAGAUACUGCCACAGAUCCUCCAACCACCCCUGAUCAAACCAGACUGAACUCGAGGGUUCAGUCUGACAGGAGGAGGCCUGGCAGGCCAGUGAAAAUACAGAGCAGCAUAAAUCUCAGGAUGCGGAUCCUGGAGGACUCCCAGCUUGAUGUGCUCUCAAACACUGUGUUUAAGAAGUACCCGGUGCAGGAGCUGCAGUGUCCCUGUGGGCUGCAGGAGGUGGACUUCCUGGACCUGCUGAGGUCCACCUUAACUCAGCUGGCUCCUGACAAACCUUUUGACAUCUUCAUGACUGACAGAAGCAGGAGACUCCAGCCUCUGGGAGUAGAGACGCUGACACCAGAGGAGAUCUACAGGAGCUCCAAGUUCUCUAGGCUUUCUACCCUUUGCCUCCGACUGAAGGCCCAAGAGGUAGAGCUUCAUUGUCUGCAGAAGAAAGUAGCUCAACUUUUCCACCCUCUUCUGAUCAAACCAGACUGA
This is a messenger RNA of Monopterus albus (swamp eel), 2583 nucleotides long. RefSeq lists its product as uncharacterized. The record is from RefSeq and is a predicted model, not a curated record. NCBI's taxonomy places the organism in Eukaryota, Metazoa, Chordata, Actinopteri, Synbranchiformes, Synbranchidae. The transcript has 12 exons. The coding region runs from base 1612 to 2583 and encodes 323 amino acids.